AUGUUCUUUUUUGUUCUUAUAGAUUUAGGAUUAUCUCAGGUAGCAGGCGAAUAUGGUUCAAAUCGAGAACCUGAAGUACUAACAGCUAAAUGUCACAAUUUACGAGUUAUUAUUGAAAAAGUUCAUAGUGUUCGAGCUAUUGGUAGUGCAGCUAUGAAUUUAUGUAUGGUAGCUGAAGGAAGUUGUGAUGCUUAUUUUGAAUAUGGAAUUCAUAUUUGGGAUUAUGCUGCUGGUGAUCUAAUUGCUCGAGAAGCAGGCGCAUAUACAUGUGACCCAUCAGGCGGUCCAUUGAAUCUUCUUCAUCGUUGCAUUUUAUGUACGGCAACAAAACAACUUGCUGGACAAAUUUCUCCAUUACUUACUCAUGUUAAUUUUCCAGAUGAUUAG
This is a messenger RNA of Rotaria sp. Silwood2, 387 nucleotides long. NCBI's taxonomy places the organism in Eukaryota, Metazoa, Rotifera, Eurotatoria, Philodinida, Philodinidae. The record is from the annotation of a GenBank genome assembly.